CUUCAUUACACUUAAGGGUGAAACAGCAAAAUGAAGCUAUUAUCAAGAAUUUUUAUAUUGCUCUUUUUUUCAGUGGUUCUGUCAAAGCAACUCCAGAAAAGCAAGUCCAAACCCAGAUUCAUACGAUAUCAAUCAUGGAACACAAAAAUGUACCCGGUGUGGAAGAAAGGAGACCAGCGUUAUAGGAGCAGCUGGACAGGCGGAGAGGUGAAAUUUGAUGUCCGUAACGAUGCACCAACUCUCACUGGCGCUAAAGUCACCUUCACUAUUGACAUAAUCCUCCCAGACAACCAGCUGGCGCUGCCUAAUGGAGAAGUUGUUUGGGGAAAAAACUGCUUUGUAAAUGGUACCCAGCGUCAUGAGGGUGAGCCCGUCUACCCUCAGGAAUCUAUUGAUGAGCAGGAUGCCGUUUUUCCUGAUGGCUCUCCGCUUAACCUACAUGGAGACCAAAAACCACCUUAUGUGUUUGUGUGGAAAACCUGGGGAAAGUACUGGCAGGUGUUUGAUGGUCCGUCAUCCUCUCUGACCAUCAGCACUGAAGACAUCCCACUCGGUUCCUAUGUAAUGGAUGUGGUUAUUUAUCACUACAGAAAGAGAGACAAAUUCAUCCCAAUUGGCUAUGCUUCCACACAGUUCUGUAUCACUGACCAGAUCCCGUUUGCUGUCACUCUCACACAAAUGAAUGAUAAAGAUGAAGGGGACCAGACGUUUAUCCAAAACCGUGCCAUUGCCUUCGCCAUUGCCAUCCAUGACCCCAGUUCCUACCUGGCCAACUCCGACAUCACCUUUAACUGGGAUUUUGGGGACGGCAGUGGCACUGUGAUUUCAAGACAACUCAAUGUCACCCACACGUACACCAAGACUGGCUUCUUUAAACCCCAUGUUGUCGUCCAGGCUGCCAUUCCAAAUCCGUCCUGUUCCACUCCUCCAAAUACACCUCCAGUUACUAACCCCACUGCUGAUGCCUUUAUCUCUGAGGAGCAUGCAGGGCCUAUUCAGCCUAUCUUGACUGAAAGUGCAUAUAAGGACACUGCAGAUCUGAUGGAACAUUCCGGUUCAUCGAGUGCUGACACGAAAACAGCUUCCCAGCUGGACACAGAUGGAGUGAUGGAUCUGGAGGCAAUAUUCCAAGAUACUAUCGUAAACAAAAUGCUUCAGCCACCAAAUUCUGAGCAGGACUGUGUAAUCUACCGCUACGGCUCCUUCUCCACACAGAUCACGGUUGUUGAGGGCAUUGUGGAUGUGCAGAUUGUCCAGGCGGCCAGUGCUUUUCUCGAACAAAACGCUGUGGAUUUCACCAUUUCCUGUCAGGGAAGUUUGCCUACAGACAUAUGCACUGUGAUAUCCGACUGCCUUUCUCCUGGCAAGACCAUCUGCAGUGCUGUAAGCGCUUUACCAGAGUGCCAGCUCGUUCUCCGACAUGUGUUCAAUGACUCUGGCAUCUUUUGCAUUAACGUGUCAAUGAGUAACGACGUCAGCCUUGCAGUCACUAGUGCCAGAGUAAACGUAAUCAUUGGUUCCAGGUUCAUCAUCAUAGGAAUUGUGGCUAUGGUGCUGGGUAUCCUGACUGUUGCAUUAGCAAUAGGGACCUUUGCUUACAAGCGUCUAAAGCUCUACCAGCCUCUGUCUGAGAUUUCUGCAACUGGAAUUACAUGUUCGAUGCCUUCUCUCCUCUGGAGCUUGAUAAAGCGGCAGGCAGAACUGAAAGAUUCAGUCCUUCUUCACAGAACAGGGUGAACAAGCACCUACAGCAACAGUAAAUAUAAUUCACCAACAGUUUGGAGCAAAUUCUGAUUAUACAGACCUUUCUUUUUUUUUUUUUUUUUUUUUUUUGUAGCUGUGGUUGAUUUUGCUUUUCACACAAAGAUCCAAACAAUGUGUUGUAAUAGUGUAACACUUUUUUUUUUUUUUUUUACACUUCUAACAAAUGACACUACUGUAUCUGGGUGGCUAUGAUGCAAGCGGUCUUAGGCUUCAGUUUUGUUUUUGUGUUUUUAAUGCAAUUUAAUAAACUAAUUCAAAAGCUGGUAAUCAGUUUCAAUAUUUCAGUAUUAAUAUUUACUCUAAAAACGACC
Messenger RNA from Pangasianodon hypophthalmus (striped catfish), 2075 nucleotides. RefSeq names its product premelanosome protein b (gene pmelb). The transcript is spliced from 12 exons. Gene Ontology annotation, cellular component: melanosome. The coding region runs from base 31 to 1737 and encodes 568 amino acids. The record is from RefSeq and is a predicted model, not a curated record. NCBI's taxonomy places the organism in Eukaryota, Metazoa, Chordata, Actinopteri, Siluriformes, Pangasiidae. Gene Ontology annotation, biological process: melanosome organization.